This is a messenger RNA of Gekko japonicus, 2291 nucleotides long. RefSeq names its product protein disulfide isomerase family A member 6 (gene PDIA6). The record is from RefSeq and is a predicted model, not a curated record. Gene Ontology annotation, molecular function: protein disulfide isomerase activity; protein-disulfide reductase activity. Bases 93 to 1436 code for a protein of 447 amino acids. Gene Ontology annotation, cellular component: endoplasmic reticulum lumen. The transcript is spliced from 13 exons. NCBI's taxonomy places the organism in Eukaryota, Metazoa, Chordata, Lepidosauria, Squamata, Gekkonidae. Gene Ontology annotation, biological process: response to endoplasmic reticulum stress.
GGUGCUGUCCGUGGAAGGGGAGCGGAGCUUAGCGGGCGUGGGGAGCGAAGGAGGCAGGGUCGGAGUCGCUUGGCGGUGCACCGGUGGUAGCCAUGAGCCCGUUUGCGGGAAGGCGUCUUUUGUUGGGAACAGUAAGCUGCACGCUCUUUCUGGCUGUCAACAGCUUGUAUUCCUCCAGUGACGAUGUUAUAGAGCUGACGCCAACAAACUUCAACAGAGAAGUCAUUCAGAGUGACAGUUUGUGGCUAGUAGAGUUCUAUGCACCAUGGUGUGGUCACUGCCAAAGGCUGACGCCUGAGUGGAAAAAAGCUGCAACAGCAUUAAAAGGUGUUGUGAAAGUAGGGGCUGUUGACGCAGACAAGCACCAGUCCUUAGGGGGUCAGUAUGGUGUGAAAGGAUUUCCCACAAUCAAGAUAUUUGGUGCCAACAAGAACAAAGCAGAAGAUUAUCAAGGGGGCAGGACAAGUGAAGCUAUUGUUGAUGGUGCUCUAAGUGCCCUUCGGUCACUGGUGAAAGAUCGCCUUAGCGGCAGAGGAGGUGGAUAUAGUUCUGGCAAACAGAGCAGCCAAGAUAGUGGAGGCUCAGGCAAAAAAGAUGUGAUUGAGCUGACAGAUGACACCUUUGAUCAGAACGUUUUGAACAGCGAUGAGGUCUGGCUGGUAGAGUUUUAUGCUCCUUGGUGUGGACACUGCAAAAAUCUAGAGCCAGAAUGGGCAUCAGCUGCAACAGAAGUGAAAGAGCAAACCAAAGGAAAAGUGAAGCUGGCUGCAGUUGAUGCUACAGUGAACCAGGUGUUAGCAAGCCGAUAUGGGAUCCGUGGAUUUCCCACCAUCAAGAUCUUCCAGAAAGGAGAAGACCCUGUUGAUUAUGAUGGUGGACGGACCAGAUCAGAUAUUAUUGCUCGGGCUGUGGACCUGUUUUCAGAGAAUGCACCACCACCUGAACUCCUAGAGAUUACUAAUGAGGAUGUCUUGAAGCAGACAUGUGAUGCUCACCAGCUCUGUAUAAUUUCAGUUUUGCCUCAUAUCCUAGAUACAGGAGCUGCAGGUAGAAACUCCUACUUGGAAGUGAUGUUAAAGAUGGCAGACAAAUACAAAAAGAAAAUGUGGGGGUGGUUGUGGACUGAAGCAGGAGCACAGCCUGAUCUUGAAAAUUCCUUGGGAAUUGGAGGAUUUGGCUAUCCAGCCAUGGCAGCAGUUAAUGCUCGGAAAAUGAAAUUUGCACUCCUGAAAGGCUCAUUCAGUGAGCAAGGGAUUAAUGAAUUCCUAAGGGAGCUGUCUGUUGGCCGUGGGUCCACAGCACCAAUAGUUGCGGGGGGUUUCGCAAAGAUUAACACGAUAGAACCAUGGGAUGGGAAAGACGGUGAGCUACCUGCUGAAGAGGAUAUUGAUCUCAGUGACGUAGAUCUCGAUGACUGGGACAAGGAUGAAUUGUGAGAGGCUGAAGACAUUUAGUUUCUUGAGAGACUUUGGGUCGUGGUUUGGCACAUCCUCACUGCAUCACGUGGAUAUAUCCAGCAGCCUUUUUGCUGAAGGAGGAGCCCUGAGUCAGUUGUCGGAAACACUGUUAAAGUGAACUGGGUUCCUCUCAAGAAAACCAUCCAAAAAUUCUAUGAAUUUUUUUUGUAUCUGGUAAAAAUUGAUUGUAUCUUGCGCAACAGGUAUCGUGAAGGCAACCCUGAUCUUUCAUUGAAAUUCUCUCAUUUUGGCCUUUGUCCAGCUGGUAUGUACUGUUUGACCGUGACUUGAGAUUUUUAUUGUAACUAGUUUUAAAAUGUGACCUCCCCCCCCCUCCAAACUGCAGUUGCUCCAGCCUUGAUUUCAAUGAAAGAAUAAAAAAAUAUUUUUGACACACUUAUGUCAGUGUUGUACAGAGCUACAUGUUUGGGCUUUAAAGCGAUGAUGCCUGCAACACAGCAAGCAAAAACAUUGCAGAGCACUAUUUUAUAGGACUUAAAGAGACAAGAUGAAGGUUGCAUGUCAGUUCCAUUCAUUAGGGUUCCCGCUCAGUUUACCUGGGGGCGACUGAACAACAACAACAAAUGUUCAGGAAAAGGAAGGGAUUUAAUCCUUUAACUUCCACUUGGCUUACUAUUUGAACUCAGCCUUUACUUUGUCUUCAAAAAUACUAGUGGGGGGGGGCUAGUAGAUUUUGAAGGAUUAAACCUCCUCUACCUUUCCUUCCUUUCUGUUUCCUGCACAGCUGUGAGCCUAAACAAACCUAGGUAGAUAGCUCUUCAUCCCAUGAUCUUUGUCUCUUCUGUUUGAGCCGCAAGAAUGGAAUCUUAUUAG